AUGUUCAUUGGUGACGGUGCCAAGUUGGUGAGAGAUGCGUUCGCCUUGGCCAAGGAGAAGGCGCCUACGAUUAUCUUUAUCGACGAAUUGGAUGCCAUUGGAACCAAGCGUUUCGAUUCAGACAAGUCCGGUGACCGUGAGGUGCAGCGUACCAUGUUGGAGCUUUUGAACCAGUUGGACGGUUUCGGCUCCGACGACAGAGUCAAGGUGCUUGCCGCCACCAACAGAGUCGACACGUUGGACCCUGCGUUGUUGCGUUCCGGUCGUUUGGACCGUAAGAUCGAGUUCCCCUUGCCCUCCGAGGAGGCUCGUGAGUCUGUGCUCAAGAUCCACGCCAGAAAGCUCAACUGCGACCACAACCUGAUCAACUGGCGUGAAUUGGCCCGUUCGACCGACGAGUUCAACGGAGCUCAGCUCAAGGCCGUCACCGUCGAGGCCGGCAUGAUCGCCUUGAGAAACGGCAAGUCUGUCAUCAAGCACGAGGACUUUGUCGAGGCCAUUGGCGAGGUCCAGGCCCGUAAAUCCAAGCUGGUCAACUUCUACGCAUAA
This is a messenger RNA of Candidozyma duobushaemuli, 549 nucleotides long. Its product is annotated as 26S protease regulatory subunit 6A. The record is from RefSeq and is a predicted model, not a curated record. Gene Ontology annotation, molecular function: ATP hydrolysis activity; ATP binding; proteasome-activating activity. Gene Ontology annotation, cellular component: proteasome regulatory particle, base subcomplex. NCBI's taxonomy places the organism in Eukaryota, Fungi, Ascomycota, Pichiomycetes, Serinales, Metschnikowiaceae. Gene Ontology annotation, biological process: proteasome-mediated ubiquitin-dependent protein catabolic process. The transcript has a single exon. The coding region runs from base 1 to 549 and encodes 182 amino acids.